Molecule: messenger RNA, 336 nt
Organism: Penicillium waksmanii
Lineage: Eukaryota; Fungi; Ascomycota; Eurotiomycetes; Eurotiales; Aspergillaceae
Product: 50S ribosomal protein L36
Exons: 3
Coding region: 1-336 (111 amino acids)
Biological process (GO): translation
Cellular component (GO): ribosome
Molecular function (GO): structural constituent of ribosome
Source: RefSeq, a predicted model, not a curated record
AUGUUCUCUCUCCGCUCCGUCCUGGGAGCCCCCGGCGCCCUCCGCCAACUCCUCCCCUCCGUCACUCGUCGAUCCCUCCCUGGAGCUAUCUCCCUCCGACCCUUUUCGCACAUGAUUCAAAACAGCCUCACGAGGUUGCGGGCAGCUUCCAAGCAGAACAACAAUGCUGUUGCGGCGACUGUUGGCGCCUCUCGGCAGAUCGAGCAGGUCCGCGGAAUGAAGACCCGGUCCUCGGUGAAGCGGCUUUGUGAUGGUUGCAAGCCCGUUCGCCGAAAGAACCGUGUUUACAUUAUCUGUUCCAAGAACCCCAAGCACAAGCAACGACAAGGCAAAUAA